AUGGAAAUUAGUUUGAGAGUGCAAGCUUAUUCCAUUAGGAAAAGAUUUUUUCACCAUAAACUAGAUAAUGAAAUUGAUCGAAACUACAUCAAAGCAGGAGAAUUGGAAGUGAAUUAUCAAGUUCUCAGAUUAAGAAAUUGGGUAUCUAAUUUUCGUCCUGCUAAUGUUAGAACAUCUAAAUCUCAAGUGUGGAUUCGUUUUCCUGGUUUGGGUCUUGAAUUCUGGAAGGAGAAAAUAUUAUUUGAAAUCUGUAAGGAGAUAGGCACUCCAAUCAAGAUAGAUGCAGCUAUUGCAAAAUGUGAGGUUGGGUAUUAUGCUAAUGUUUUGGUUGAGUUAGAUUUUUCUCAACCAAUUCCUAGUAAGAUUUGGAUUAACACAAAAUUUGGAGGUUUCUUUCAAGAUGUCCUCAUUCAUGAAUGUCCAAAAUUCUGUUCCACUUGCAAAAUAGUAGGGCAUCUUGUUACUGAAUGUUAUGUGGAAAGAAAUAAAAACAAAACCCCUGCUACUAAUGUCAAUGCUCAUAAGCCAUCUUCUCAAGGUACUAAAUCAUCUUCACAGGGUACUAAUUCUCAAGGUACUAAAUCAUCUCCAUAG
Messenger RNA from Papaver somniferum (opium poppy), 594 nucleotides. RefSeq lists its product as uncharacterized. The record is from RefSeq and is a predicted model, not a curated record. Bases 1 to 594 code for a protein of 197 amino acids. The transcript has a single exon. NCBI's taxonomy places the organism in Eukaryota, Viridiplantae, Streptophyta, Magnoliopsida, Ranunculales, Papaveraceae.